AUGCCUCGCAAGCGAAAUCUAUUCAUGCCAAGUGCGGGCGCAAGCACAAGUUCAGCACGGCCCUCAUCCCUCAGCAAUCCUUCACUCAUCGAGGAUCCCAAUAUCCGAUCGGGCGCCACAGCGGCUCGAGAUGCUGCACUUGGCUUGGCGGAGAGCGUCACUUUGGCCAGGAAGCUCGCUGGGGGUUACGCACUCCGAAGAAGAGUGUCGAGCGUGCCUGGCAAGGGGCAGGAGGAGGAAAAUGAGCAGAUCAAGCCGAAGCGGCGAAAGACGGCGUGUAGGGCUGGUGAUGCCGAGCGCAAUGCAUCUGCGUCGAAGAUCUCAGCCGGCAAGUCGACACGCGAAAGCCCUUCGGAGCUGCUGGAUCAUGAGGAGAGGGGAAGCGCAUCGGACUCGGACUACCGCACGCCCAAGAAGCGCAAACCCACGAGUCUAGCAACUCCGAAGCGCAAGAAAGCUGGAAGCGUGCCAGACACCAAGGUCACCGAGCGCAAGAUCAAGACCGAUGCGAGUGGUGCGAAUGAGGCUGACGAGGCGUCGCAGCUGAGACACACAGACGGCACGCCCCUCUCUCCGCGCAAACCGAUCAAACGAAUCAAGCUGUCGCUCGAGCAAUCCGAAAUCCUUUCUGCUCCCUUGCAGUGGGAAGAACAAUUAGCAGUGUUGUCUGCUCAGCGCACAAGAAUCAGAGCUCCUGUGGAUACGAUGGGAUGCGAGGAGAAUGGAAGGGACGAGUUCAGAGGGGACAAGGAUAGAGUCAAGGAAGAUGUGGAGAAGGAACGAAAGAGGGAAAGGUUGGCUGUGCUUGUUGGGCUCAUGCUCAGUUCUCAGGUGAGAUGAUCAAGCUCGAGAGGCAAUGCAUACUCAUCUCCAACUUGCUCAUCGAUGCACCCUGGCCCUUCUGAUGUCUUACUGCGUGUCCGACGACCAUGCCACCGCAGACCAAAGAUCCAGUCACUGCAGCCGCAGUCCGCUCGUUGCAGACCAACUUACCGGACGGCCUGACACUCCACUCGCUCCUGACGGUGCAACCUGCGCAUUUCAACUCUCUCAUCAACAAAGUCGGUUUCCACAAUCAAAAGACGAAGCACAUUCUCUCCAGCGCGCACUACCUCUCUCUCCAUCACGACGGCGAUGUUCCACGAACAGUGGACGAAUUAUGCACUUUACCAGGCGUAGGUCCCAAAAUGGCCUUUUUGGCCGUUCAGGCUUGCUGGGGGACCAAUGCUGGCAUUGGAGUGGAUACGCACGUGCACAGAAUGACGCAGAGGUUGGGAUGGGGUCCUACGAAGAAUCCAGAAGAGACGAGAUUGAGGUUGCAGAGCUUUCUACCCAAUCAGCUUCACACUACGAUCAACAAGACGCUCGUAGGUUUUGGACAAGUGAUUUGCGUACCUGUUGGUCCUAGAUGCGAGUGAGUGCAGCAGACUGCUUGCCCAGCUCAUUGUGCUCGGCAAAUACGUUGGCUCGCUCAUCCUCGCGCUCCAAUCUGCUCCGUGCUUUCCUCCUUCUUUCGUGCAGCUUGUGCGAUCUAGGCAGCAAAGGCAUGUGCCCUUCCUUUCAACACAUUGACGCAAAACGAGCAGCUUCGCGCAUCAAAGUGGAACUCUUGCCAGAGUCCACCGAGAGUAGGCAUAGUGUCAAGCGCGAGGAGACGAGGCAGGACCCUGGUUCAACAGGCAAGGUGGAGAGCGCGCAAGGUGUGCAGAGCAAUGUUAAUGGCUCAAUGACGAUGAGCGCACGGGUCAAGGGAGAGGACAGUGAGGUGGCUAGACGUGCGUCUGAUGUGGGUUCGCCAGAAGCAGACGCAACGCAUGCAUCAGAGGUGGAAGAUCUCCUCUUGGCUUCUUUGGUCGCCCCAAGUCCUUCCCGGCGCGCUGCUCGUUCACGAGGACAACGGGUAAAGUCAGAAUUGGACUGGUGA
Ceraceosorus bombacis is the source of this 1924-nucleotide messenger RNA. The record is from the annotation of a GenBank genome assembly. NCBI's taxonomy places the organism in Eukaryota, Fungi, Basidiomycota, Exobasidiomycetes, Ceraceosorales, Ceraceosoraceae.